AUGAAUAGAACUUCUCUCGCCAAAAGCUGGAAUGGCGCAACUUUAUUUCUCUUUGGUGAAAGUUACACCACCGACGGAAAUACCACUUUAGAUCAGACUGCAGCCAUUGAAAUCAUAUGUUCUACCUGCUAUGUCAAUGGCUCAGUCACCGGUGACUUGACACUUACCGGAGGCUUCAACUUCACCGAAGCCAUUGACAACGUCGGAGACGAAAUCUUGAAUAUCACAGAUACAGCCAUCGAUCAGCUAGAAACCUAUGUCAAAACUGUCGCUGAAGAUGCGGUUGAAGACAUCGUCAAUCUCGAUCUUGAGGCCAUUCCUUCCUGGCCGACCCUUGAUCUAGUCUUCAAUUUGGACAACGUUGCUGCUCUUCCAGAGGCCCAGAUCCACUUUGAGUUCGACGACUUAGAAUUGUAUCUUGAUCUUGACAUUAAACUGUCAGCAGGCGCCACAUACACGCUCAACGUAUUCUCAUCAGAGACCCCUGAGGGAUUCCGAGUCCCAGGUCUCACAGUGGGAGCGGUCUUUAGCGUGGACUUGAUCCUGAUCGCUGAUGCUGAGAUCGACAUUGGAAGCGGCAUUCAUAUCAAACUCGAGGAUGGGUUGAGCUUUGAUCUGGAGAUGUUCAAUUCAAACGUGUCAAGCAUUUCUGUUCCCGGCGGAAUUUACGAGUUUCUACCUGUCACUAUUGCUGGUGAAGGCUCCUUGCAAGCUAUUCUAAGCCUCAAGGCGAGCCUUGGUGUAGAUAUGUCUUCUAGCAGCCUGGAAGACGUGUUUACCUUCAGCGCUGGUGUUGAGGCCGAUGUUUUUGCCUACGUGGCCGAUUUUCUAUUGCAAGUCAACGGUUCUACGGCGGUAGAUGAUGGCGACUGCGAAUUAGCUGCCGUUGCAGAAUACACGAUGGCAUUUGGAGCAGCAGCUGGCGCCACAGUUGCGGUUGAGGAGUACUCCUGGGGUCCAUCGCCCAACACCACCGUCCCUGUCUGGUAUACCACCUUGGCUAGUGUCUGCGCAACGAGCAAGGCAUCAUCAACCACGUCCGCUAUGAUCACUGCUCGGGCAGAGCUUAAUGCACGAGAUGAUGUCUCCACGGCAGCUGUGUCGUCAACUGAGUCCUACACGAUCGUCAAUUGUCUCUCCUCGGGAAUAAUCAACUGUCCCGUGAAUCUGCAGAAUACUACUUCUUACCAGCGCAUCGUCACUUCAGAAGUCACCGUUCAAUCGGGAUCUUCGGCGACGUUCCCUGCUAACACGUUUGCCUCUGUCACGAGCGCAAUCCCAUUUGGAACGAAUGUGCGGAGUCUGCUUGCAACAUCAGGAUCUCCCACGUCCUAUAUUCCCGCAACCAGCACAUCAACUACAUCAGCAACGGGCGGUGGAAGCAGCGUUCUUGAUGGUACGACAAAUGGCACUAGCAAUAAGCUCAUCAUCGGGUUAAGUGUUGGCUUGGGAGUUCCAUUCCUGGCGGCUCUGAUCCUUGGAAUUGGAUUCUACAUUUUCAAGCGCAAGAAGUACUCUCUUGUGUCUCCACAGGUAGAGGCGACUCCCCAAUACUCACCGUCCAUGUCAUACGACUUCCCUGGCAUGCCGGGUACAAUGAAAGAUGCGACUCGGGUUCUCGCAACCGAGUCUUGA
Molecule: messenger RNA, 1635 nt
Organism: Penicillium longicatenatum
Lineage: Eukaryota; Fungi; Ascomycota; Eurotiomycetes; Eurotiales; Aspergillaceae
Exons: 4
Coding region: 1-1635 (544 amino acids)
Source: RefSeq, a predicted model, not a curated record